Molecule: messenger RNA, 2982 nt
Organism: Aspergillus affinis
Lineage: Eukaryota; Fungi; Ascomycota; Eurotiomycetes; Eurotiales; Aspergillaceae
Product: putative C6 transcription factor
Exons: 2
Coding region: 1-2982 (993 amino acids)
Biological process (GO): DNA-templated transcription; regulation of DNA-templated transcription
Cellular component (GO): nucleus
Molecular function (GO): zinc ion binding; DNA binding; DNA-binding transcription factor activity, RNA polymerase II-specific
Source: RefSeq, a predicted model, not a curated record
AUGCGAUCGAGUAUCGCCUGCGCUCGCUGCCGGCGCAGCAAGAUUAAAUGCGUCAAUUCCGGCAUCGAUACCACCUGCCGCGCCUGUGAAUCUUCCGGCCGUGAAUGCGUCUAUCCUACUCCGGCCGUCGGCGUCGGGGGAGGCUCCGCCAAACGGGACAUCGCUACUAUGGGGGAUGGUGAGGAUCGCAAUGGUGACUGGGAUAGCCCGAAGAGACAUCGGUCCCGGAAGGCCGUCGGAGUUUCCUCCUCCGCGGCCAAGGAUGCAGCCAAGGCCUCCCUCGAUGCGCUGGAUGCCUCCGUCCUCACCGUCAAGGUGUGGGAGGCCGUCUUCGACCUCUUUCAGUCCCACUAUGCGACCCUUCUACCUUUCCUGCACCCCGCCACGUUCAUGAACCAGAUUCGACAACUCUCACAAGCCGCCUCGGCCUCCUCCACCCAUCCCUCCUCAACUACUACCGCUACAAUCACUGUCCCCGGUGCCUUACCGCCCUCAACACUCUCCGAUCAUACCCGCGAUGCCGCUCAAAGUCCGCCGGUCCCGAAGCCGGAGCCGAAUCCCUUGAUCCCUCUGGGUGUCCUUGCCCUCACCGCUCGCUUCCACCCCCAACUCGUCGCUUUCCACUCGCCUUCCUCAUCGGGGCAUCCAUCCAACCCUCUCGCUGCGUCCGAAUUCUAUGCGACAGCGUUGCGCAGCCGGCUGGCCGGCAUCGAUGGCGCCAGUCUAGCCGUGCCAGAUCUGACUCGCGUCCAAGCGCUGCUAAUAUUAGCUCUGCACGAAUGGGGCAUGUGCCGGGGAAAGAGUGCGUGGCUAUAUGUGGGCAUGGCCAUUCGUUUGUCGCAGGCCAUGGGUCUGCCAUUUGAGCUGGAGAAUGACGUGUUCGCCCGUGAGACGCCCCGAUCACCCGCCCUCAAGGCCGAAGCCGAGCUCUUCGGCGUGGCUCGACGACCGACGGAGCCCAAGGAGCAGACGUCGGACGACAUCAUUGCGCAAGAGACCAAGCGUCGCACAUUCUGGGCGUGCUUUCUGUUAGACCGUUGCCUGAGCAGCGGCAAGUAUCGGCCGCGGAUGAUCCGUGUCAAAGAGCUUGCCAUCCAGCUACCGAGUGACAAUGCUUUUGCUUUUGGUGAGCGCGUGCGCACUUCGCGCCUCAGCGAACCGGUUGUGCGUCGUCCGCAAAGCUUUGGCGCGCAGGGCGUUCAGAUUCCCAGCAUCCGUCAGAGCUUGGGUGGUUUCAGCGACGAUAAGUUACCGAACAACGGACCCCAAGACGCAAAGUCGUGGUCCCCUAUUUCUCGACGGAAGGACUCGAGUGAAGAUGAAAUCGACAGAUGGGAGAUUGGGGCUGAAGAGUCGGUGUUGAGCCGUGUUAUCCGAGUCAUUCGCAUUUGGGGGAGCAUCGCCAAGUGGUCCUGCGCUGGUGGGAGGCGAACUGAACAACUUCCGCCAUGGCAUCCGGAGUCGCGCUUUCAUAAGCUGCGGUUGAUGCUAGGUGAGUUCCAGGAUGGCCUCUCCCGCAAUCUGCAAUAUUCGCCACGCAACACCGACACACACAUCAUGUACAAAAACACACUCGCGUCGUACACCGUUAUGCAUGUGGUCUAUUUCUUAUCGGUCAUUGUUCUUCACCGCGCUUAUGUUCCCUUUCUUCCUGUGCGGUGUUCGGAGCCCGUCGGUCCUCUUGACGAACCGCUCUUCCACGCCGAAAAGUCCCCCAUGGAUGGCUUUUGGCGGGAAAGCGCCCGAGAACUCUUCGCGGCGGCUCGGCAAAUGAUGGACCUUGUAUCCACCUGUCAAGACCGGGGAGUGCUGGUGGAGAACCCGCUGGUGGGCUUUGCCGUCUACAAUGCCGCCUUUGUAGGUGUCUACGCGACUCAUUUCCCACACAUGGACUUGGAGGGCGUCCUCGCCCCCAAGCCGACGUCACCCGGCGAUCGAAAUCAUCAGGGUCAGGCCCAAGCUCGCAAGGCUCUCGAUGUUCUGCGUGACAUGCGAACACGCCUUAAAAUGGCUCGCGGUUGGUUCCGCACACUGAAUCGACUACAUAGCUACUUUUCCAAAGUCAAACGGGACGUCCGUCGACACUCCCGCAGGCUGGACAUGAUGCCAGAACUUGUGGACGGACAUGUGAACGGCGUUCGACCCGUUCGCGAUGGUGGCGCCGGUGGUGGGCUGGAAGAGUUUAAGCUCCUUGAGAAGCUAUUUUUGGACUUUGGAUCUAUCGAGGAUCAGUUGCCAGAUGGAGUUGCGGAAGAGGAUGCGGCAGCCUUCGCUAGUGACCGAGCCACCAAUCUCAGCGAUGCAGGUAGCAACGCCGUUCGCAGCGAAACGGGUGAGGCGGGAGAGCCGUCGCUGGACGGGGCCGGUGGACGCCGUGAGUCCUGGAUUCCUGUCAACAGUCCCGGCAUGCCAUUGCCCGGUCCGGAUGGCGAACGACGACCCAGCUUGCCUCUACCACCUGGUCGGUCCCUACAAUCCCAGUCUCCAUUCUCUCUUCCCGCGUUGCAAAACCAUCCCGAGGGUGGUAUCUACAACAACCCGUCCCCGACUCUUCCGUCAAUCGGUCCAGCCGGAUCGUAUCCUCCAACCACCGCGGGGGCCCCAGCCCCGGCUCAAUAUGGCAGUGCAGUACCACCGCCGACAAAUCGUCUUCAGCCUAUCAACUCGUGGCUGCCGUCCCGGCCGCAACCGCCACCUCCGUAUUCCCAAUCGCUGCCUCCUAUCAACCCGGCAGGCUCGCACGGCCUGCCCCUGCUGCCCCCUCCGGGAGCAGUGGGACAUCCGGGAGCAUCCCCACCGGUCACUGUGGAUGGUCUCGAGAGUGUCACCUCCAACGUAAUGUGGUCUACUAGUCUCGGCGGAGACGAUGUGCUAGCAUUCUUGGACGGGUGUGAGUACGACCAAUUGGCCGGAAUGGUGCCAUCCGAGGUUGGCAUUCCAGCGGGAUGGCUUAGCACCGUCUGGGCUGAAUUCGCCCGUUAA